Closterium sp. NIES-67 is the source of this 379-nucleotide messenger RNA. NCBI's taxonomy places the organism in Eukaryota, Viridiplantae, Streptophyta, Zygnematophyceae, Desmidiales, Closteriaceae. The record is from the annotation of a GenBank genome assembly.
AGCCCUGCUUGAGAAGAGAGAGAGAGAGAGAGAGAGAGAGAGAGAGAGAGAGAGAGAGAGAGAGAGAGAGAGAGAGAGGUAGAGAGAGAGCGAAAGAGGUAGAGAGAAGGGGGGCGAGAGAGGUAGAGGAAGAGAGAGAGAGAGAGAGAGAGAGAGAGGGAGAGAGAAAGAGAGAGAAAGAGAGAGAGAGAGAGAGAGAGAGAGAGAGAGAGAGAGAGAGAGAGAGAGAGAGAGAGAGAGAGAGAGAGAGAGAGAGAAAGAGUGCACCAACAUCAAGAGUGCGCCAACAUCAAGUGCGCCAGCAGCAAGUGCGCACCCAGUCGUACACCAUGCGGGACUCCCCACAGCAGAAUGGGUAGAAUAUAGGCUCUCAGCACCA